AGCAAGGAGCAGCCCCGGCCCUUCCCCUGCAGGGCACAAAGGGAGCGAAGGUGCCUCUGCCCCCCUGCCCCACCCCAGCCCCCCGUUGCUUGGUGCUGAUUCCAGCACCACUGCGGCCUCGCCUAGCGCCAGGCAUGGAGCUGGGGGCGCACAGACCCUGGGUACCGCAGAGCACCCUCGAGACCGAUUUCCCCCUGCCCCUCUACAGUGACCAAUAUGUGACGCUGCGGGGACCCCGCCAGGCCCCCGUGCUGAGGCAGGCCGUGCGCUGGAAGACCACCCCCAUGGGCUGGGACGCCGCGGGGCAGAGCUGGGCCACGGGGCUGAGCGGCUGGGACGCGCCGGGGGACCCCUGGUACAGCCUCACCCGCGGCAUCGCCCGGCACCGCUGGCAGCGCGCCCACGUCCCCCGUGAGCUGGAGCCCCUGCCCCCGGUUUACGCCCAGCACCUGCGGGAGGUGGCGUGGUGGGACCCCAUCGUCCCCGCUGCCUACCCCGGACCCUGCACCCGCUGGGGAGCCUUCCUCUGGCAGGAGCGACCCAUCCUGGGCAAGGAGUACGUUGCCACCCGCAGCCAGAGCCCCAGGGCGCUGGGGGGCAGCCCGGGGUACGUCCCCCUGCUGUCCUCCUGCCGCCCCCCCGGCACCACCCGUGACAUCCACACCUGGAGGCUCCUCCAGCACCAGCCCUCCACCCGCCAGUAA
Messenger RNA from Anas platyrhynchos (mallard), 704 nucleotides. RefSeq names its product tektin bundle interacting protein 1 (gene TEKTIP1). The record is from RefSeq and is a predicted model, not a curated record. NCBI's taxonomy places the organism in Eukaryota, Metazoa, Chordata, Aves, Anseriformes, Anatidae.